CCAGAGCCCACCUCCCGAUGGCCAGUCAUCGGCCAUCUCCCAGUCCUCGCCGGACCGGAGCUCCCCCACAGAGCACUCGCGGCGUUAGCAGACAAAUACGGCGCCGUAUUCUCCCUCCGCCUGGGAAUCAACAGCGUUGUGGUAGUCAGCAGCUCGGAAAUCGCCAAGGAACUCUUCACGACCAAUGACACGGCCGUGAUCUCUCGCCCGGCAGUAACUGCCUCCAAGCUCUUCUCCUACAACUUCGCCAUGUUCGGGUUGGGCCCGUACGGAGAUUACUGGCGGGAAAUGAGGAAAAUAACGAUGAUCGAGCUUCUAUCAACCCGCCGCAUGGAGCUUCUCCGGCGAUUCAGAGAAUCCGAAGUCCGGAAGUCGAUUAACCAUCUGUUUAAAGUAAUUGGGGAUAAUCCUGAAAUCGAUCUGAAGAAAUGGACUGGCGAUUUGAGCCUUAACCUAAUGUUGCGAAUCAUAGCAGGGAAGAGCUCCUCUGCUUCCGACGGCGCCGUUUCCCUGAAGUUCAAGACCGCCGUGAGAGAGCUUUUCCACUACAUGGGGAUGUUUGUCGUGGGUGACGCUCUCCCGUUUCUGGGUUGGAUGGAUAUCGGCGGCCAUCAGAAGGAGAUGAAAAGGGCUUUCGGAGAAUUGGACGGGUACCUUCAGGAAUGGCUGAUUGAACACAAGAAAAACAGAGCAGAAAAAACAGAGCAUGAUUUCAUGGACGUUCUGCUCUCCGUUCUCGACGGCGAAUCUCUCCAUGGAUACGAUUCUGAUACGAUCAUCAAAGCCACGUCACUGAGCAUGAUUGCAGGGGGAACGGAUACGAGCACCGUCACGGCGACGUGGGCGAUCGCUCUUCUACUAAACAACCGGCACGUACUCCGCAAGGCUCAGGAGGAACUCGACGGCGUCGUCUCGAAGGAAAGAGUGGUGACAGAAGGGGACAUCGGGAAGUUAGUUUACCUGCAAUCAAUCGUCAAAGAGACGAUGAGGAUGUACCCGCCGGCACCUCUGUUGGCGGUGCGGGAGUUCGUCAGGGACUGCGACGUGGCAGGUUACAGGGUGCGGAAGGGCACCUGGCUGAUGGUGAAUGCGUGGAAGAUUCAGAACGACCCGAGUGUGUGGCCGGAGCCGACGAGAUUCGAGCCGGAGCGGUUCCUGACGGCGGAGUAUCGGGAUGUAGAUGUGAAGGGACAGAAUUUCGAGCUGUUCCCGUUUGGAAGCGGGAGGAGAGCUUGCCCUGGGACCAAUUUGGGGCUUCAGAUGGUGCAUUUGACGCUGGCGAGUUUUCUCCAUGCGUUUGAUUUCUCGACGGUUGGGGAUGAACCGGUGGAUAUGGCCGAGAGCUUUGGGCUUACGAACAUCAAGGCGACGCCGCUUUUGGUUGUGGCGAAGCCACGAGUGUCUCCAGAUGUUUAUGCGUAG
Messenger RNA from Linum tenue, 1422 nucleotides. The record is from the annotation of a GenBank genome assembly. Lineage: Eukaryota; Viridiplantae; Streptophyta; Magnoliopsida; Malpighiales; Linaceae.